AUGAAGACUGUUAUAAAAGAAAACAUUAGUGAAAAUUUAAACAAAUAUGAUCAUUCUAUUAAUAAGAUUGUAAAUGAAAAAGUAGAUAUAAAAAAAUUAAAAAAAAUAGAUAUAAAUGAAAAUGAAAAUGAUUUUUAUGAUUACCUUUCAAAAAACAACAUAAUAAAAGAAUGUAAAUAUAAUUUUGAUUCUAAUGAAAAUAAAAGUAUAAAUAAGGAAGAUGCUAAUAUAAUGAGAAAUGCUAUAAGCAAUGAAAAUUAUUGCAGUAUUUAUGAAACAAAUGAACAAAAAAAAAAAAUGAAUUAUAAAAAUGAAUGCAAUAUUAAUAACAAGAAAAUUUUAAAAGAAUUUGAUAUUUUUAUAGAUAAAACAAAUGCUAUAAAUAGUUUAAUAAGUUCAGCUUUUGCUGGAAUCAUAUCUCGAACAAUUACAGCACCGUUAGAUAGAGUAAAGUAUAUAAUGCAAAUAACUAAUAAUUUACCUAUUUCAGAAAUUUUUAAAAUUAUAAAAAAAGAUGGUGUGUUCUGUGGUUUUUUUAGGGGAAAUUGUGUUAACAUUGUUAAAAUAAUUCCCGAAUUGUCUAUAAAAAUGUAUUCUUAUGAAUUUAUGAAAUUGAAUGUUUAUAAUUAUUAUAACAAAACAAAUAGCUGUGUUAGUUAUGAAGAGAAUAUCAAUAUCCCUUUUUUUAUUCGUUUUUUAAUAGGAAGUUCAAGUGGUGUAAUAGCUGCCUUAUUUAUUUACCCACUUGAAAUAGUGAAAACUAGAUUAAUUGUUUCUAAUAAAAAUGAUGAUAAUGGAAUUAUUAAAUGUUUUUAUAAUAUCUAUAAAAAUGAAAGAUGUAGAAAUUUCUAUAAUGGUUUAUCAAUGCAUAUAUAUGGUGUUAUUCUUUUCUCUGGUUGUAAUAUGAGUAUAUAUGAUUAUUUAAAAUAUCUUUUUUUUUCAUUAUAUAAAAAUUAUAUUCAUUCAAAUUAUUGUCUCAAAAAUACUUGUAAAAAAAAAAAUGAAUUUUCUUUAGAUAUUAAAAAUGAAAAUUACUUUCAGACACAUAAUAAUAAUUAUAAAAAUGAUACCUUAAAAAGUGUAGGAAAUUUUGAUAAUAUAAGAAAAGAUUCAACACAAAAAUGGAAUAAUACAAAUUAUCAAAAUAAAAAAGAAGAUAUUAUGAAUAAAACAUCAUGUUCUUAUUGUAAUUAUCGUAUAAAAAAUGUGAAUUGUUUAUCUUUUUUAUUUUUCGGAAUAACAAGUUCUUUUAUAGCACAGUUAGUUAGUUAUCCUUUUUUAGUAUUAAGAACCAGAAUGCAAACUUUGAAUAAUGAAAUAGCAAGUAAUUACCUGAAUAAUGAAAGAAAAAAAAUAAAAUCAUGUAGUUUUAUUUUAUAUAACAUUAAAAAAUAUGGAUUUAAAUCUUUAUAUAGAGGUAUUUAUGUAAAUUUAUUAAAAACUAUACCAGCCACAUCUAUUACUUGGUUUUCUUACGAAUUUUCUAUGAGAAAGUUACAAAAUAAUUAA
Messenger RNA from Plasmodium relictum, 1509 nucleotides. RefSeq names its product transporter, putative. NCBI's taxonomy places the organism in Eukaryota, Apicomplexa, Aconoidasida, Haemosporida, Plasmodiidae. The coding region runs from base 1 to 1509 and encodes 502 amino acids. Gene Ontology annotation, molecular function: ATP transmembrane transporter activity. The transcript is spliced from 2 exons. Gene Ontology annotation, biological process: transmembrane transport. The record is from RefSeq and is a predicted model, not a curated record.